AUGAAGGGAUGGCUGGUACUGAUAGAAGAAUUGGACUUUGCUGCUUGCACCAUUCCCAUAGUGUUGUCAUCAUUAGUUCUGGAAGCAAGAGGAGAUGGCUCUGUUAUGAAAAGUCUGGUUAGUUUGGAGCAUAAGGCAUUGAGAGAGCUUAAUUCUGGUUUACAGCAGAAAGUGAAUGCCUAUAUCUUUAAUGGACACAGGCAACCUGUAAAUGUUUCAUCUCCCACACCCCCUAAUCCUGAAAUAGUGGCAAAUAGGCAGGCUCAUGCUGAUCAUCUGGAGAGACUGAGAGAAACAAGUGGCAAUGGGAGCAGAGAAUGGAGUAUUUGCUGGAGUCAGCAGCCAUCACUUGGAGUAUCUAUAUUACAUUAUCCUACAGAGAACCUGCAGCACUCUGUUCAAACUCUGAAUGGCUCCGACAAGGAUCCUGUUAUAGCUGUAGCACAGCUUCAUCAAGGAUACACCUGCAACAUGAACUCUGAAUGUGACCAAAGUUCUAUAGUACAGCAAAGUCCAUUAGUACAUCAGAGAGCGCACAAAGAAAAGAAACCAUAUAAAUGUCCUGAAUGUAAUAAGUGUUUCAAACAAAGGAUCUAUCUAGUAACACAUGAAAAGAUUCACACCGGGGUGAGACCAUAUAAAUGUCCUGAAUGCAAUAAGUGUUUUAGGCGGUGGGGGGAUCUAGUAAAACAUGAAAGGACUCACAUGCUGGAGAAACCAUAUAAAUGUGCUGAAUGCAAAAAGGGUUUCACAAAAACUAGUGCCCUUAGAAUUCAUCUGUCAGUUCACAGUCGUGAGGGUGGGAAACCAUAUAAAUGUGCUGAAUGCAGUAAGGGAUUCACAACAGCUAGUACCCUUAGAACUCAUCGGUCAGUUCACAGUGGGGAGAAACCAUAUAAGUGUCCUGAAUGCAAUAAGUGUUUCAGACAAAGGUGGGAUCUUGUAAUACAUGAAAGGAUUCACAGCGGGGUGAGACCAUAUACAUGUCCUGAAUGCAAUAAGAGAUUCACAACAGUUGGCACCCUUAGGGCUCAUCUCUCAGUUCACAGUGGGGAGAAACCAUAUAAAUGUCCUGAAUGCAAUAAGGGUUUCAGAACAACUAAUGCCGUUAGAAUUCAUCUGUCAGUUCACAGUGGAGAGAAACCAUAUAAAUGUCCUGAAUGCAGUAAGGGUUUUAGAACAGCUAAUGCUGUUAGAAUUCAUCUGUCAGUUCACAGUGGGGAGACACCGUAUAAAUGCUGUGAAUGCAAUAAGUGUUUUGUACAGAGGAGUGCUCUAGUACAACAUGAAAGGACUCAUGAGAGUCAUGAGGGUGAGAAACCAUAUAAAUGUGCUGAAUGCAGUAAGGGAUUCACAACAGCUGGUAACCUUAGAACUCAUCUGUCAGUUCACAGUGGGGAGAAACCAUAUAAAUGUCCUGAAUGCAGUAAGUGUUUCAGACAAAGGUGGGAUCUUGUAAUACAUGAAAGGAUUCACAGCGGGGUGAGACCAUAUACAUGUCCUGAAUGCAAUAAGAGAUUCACAACAGCUGGUACCCUUAGGGCUCAUCUGUCAGUUCACAGUGGGGAGAAACCAUAUAAAUGUCCUGAAUGCAAUAAGUGUUUCAGACAAAGGUGGAAUCUUGUAAUACAUGAAAGGGUUCACACCGGAGUGAGACCAUAUACAUGUCCUGAAUGCAAUAAGAGAUUCACAACAGCUGGUACCCUUAGGGCUCAUCUGUCAGUUCACAGUGGGGAGAAACCAUAUAAAUGUCCUGAAUGCAAUAAGUGUUUCAGACUAAGGGGGAUCUUACAAUACAUGAAAGGACUCACAAGAAGGAGAGACCAUAUAAAUGUCCUGAAUGCAGCAAGGGUUCACAACAGCUGGUUCCCUUAGAAUUCAUCUGUCAGUUCACAGUGGGGAGAAACCAUAUAAAUGUUCUGAAUGCAGUAAGUGUUUUAAACGAAGACAAGCUCUAGUAAAACAUGAAAGGACACACACGGGGGUAUAGCUCAUCAGACGAGGAACUGAAAGCACAGCUACAGGUUGUUGAAACUUUUUCAGAUGAUAUUAGAAUG
Molecule: messenger RNA, 2057 nt
Organism: Protopterus annectens (West African lungfish)
Lineage: Eukaryota; Metazoa; Chordata; Ceratodontiformes; Protopteridae
Product: gastrula zinc finger protein XlCGF57.1-like
Exons: 3
Coding region: 1-1875 (624 amino acids)
Biological process (GO): regulation of DNA-templated transcription
Molecular function (GO): RNA polymerase II cis-regulatory region sequence-specific DNA binding; DNA-binding transcription factor activity, RNA polymerase II-specific
Source: RefSeq, a predicted model, not a curated record